GACUAGUGGGGUAUGAGUUGACGUAUCCAAAACACGUCCGUUGUUUGACCACGACCGUGGACGCAUCUCAGUGUGUGUCCGUAGUGAGCGCGCGCGACAACUUCACCAACCCAAUACCAUGCGCCAGCUGAGCGCCAAAAUCUGAAUUCGAAUUUAGAAUUUUUUCUUUUUUUUCUGUUUAUUUUUUAAAACCAGAUUCAGAAUGUGGAAGUGUUUAUUUAUUGUGGUGAUUGUGGCAUUGACUUUCACUUGCUCUGAGGGCGAUGUAGUCCAGGAUACGAGAGGAUUGUACACGAAGAAUGUCUUCGGCGGCUUAUGGGGCAACCGGCCGCCGCUGAUAGAAGCCAACCAACCCAGGACCACGUGUUCUUGCAAAUGUGGCGAAAGGAAUGAGGUGUCGCGUAUCGUGGGCGGUGAUGAGGCUGGCAUCAACGAGUUCCCCUGGAUGGCUCGUCUGUCCUACUUCAAGCGGUUCUACUGCGGGGGGAUGCUCAUCAAUGAUAGAUAUGUGCUCACAGCCGCACAUUGUGUUAAAGGAUUCAUGUGGUUCAUGAUCAAAGUGACCUUCGGAGAGCAUAACCGGUGCAACGCCACUUCUCGGCCCGAGACUCGGUUUGUGCUGCGAGCCAUCGCCAACAAGUUCAGCCUCACCAACUUCGACAAUGAUAUAGCUCUGCUCCGCCUGAACGAGAGAGUUCCCAUUUCGGAGACCAUCAAGCCGAUCUGUUUGCCUACGAACAACCAAAACCUCUAUGUGGGCGUGAAAGCCGUCGCAUCAGGUUGGGGUACCCUCACCGAGGAGGGCAAGGUAUCAUGCACGCUGCAAGAAGUAGAAGUACCAGUCAUCAGCAACCAGGAGUGCCGGAACACCAAGUAUACCGCCUCUAUGAUCACGGACAACAUGCUGUGUGCUGGUUAUCCGAAGACGGGACAAAAGGAUUCUUGCCAGGGCGACAGCGGUGGACCACUGAUAGCCGAGAGGAAACACGACAAGCGCUACGAGCUGAUCGGCGUAGUGUCAUGGGGCAACGGUUGCGCAAGAGUUGGUUACCCGGGCGUUUACACUCGAGUUACUAACUACAUCGACUGGAUACGUGAGAACACGCAGGAUGGCUGCUACUGCACCGAUUAUGUCGCGAUGUUGUGGUGUUAUAUAGUUUGUUUUAUAAGUGUAUUGUCAAGCAGUUCACCGCUCAGCCUAAAUAAGGACGACCUCGUGAUUUCCGAGGACUCUUUCCGUGGACCUUCACAUUAUGUCAAAAGGGAGCUAUCCCCGUGCGAAGACUGUGCUUGUGGAGAGCGCAACGAGGAGCCCCGAGUGGUGGGCGGUAUGGAGUCUGAUGUCAACGCGUUCCCGUGGUUGGGACGACUCAUAUACGAGAAAUCAUUCGGAUGCGCUGCCUCACUCAUUAACGACAAGUUCGUCAUCUCCGCUGCCCAUUGUAUGAAAGGUUUCAUGUGGUUCAUGUUCCGAGUGAAAUUCGGCGAACAUGAUCGCUGCGACAAAACUAAGUUUGCCGAAACUCGGUACGUCGUAAAGGUGAUCGCUCACAGCUUCACACUGACUGAUCUGAGCAAUGACAUAGCUCUGCUGAUGCUCAACAAGCGAGUUGAGUAUACACACGCUAUCAGGCCCGUGUGUUUGCCAAAAACUGAUGAUACAUUAUACACUGGAACAACAGCAUUAGUAGCCGGUUGGGGAGCCAUGAACGAGACUGGCCAGUGGUCCUGCACCGUCCGGGAGGCAGAGUUACCAGUGCUGAGCAAUGAGGCCUGUCGAAACACCAACUAUAAUGCCUCCAAGAUUAAAGAAGUCAUGAUGUGUGCUGGUUUCCCUGAGACGGCUCAUAAAGAUGCUUGCACUGGUGACAGUGGAGGUCCACUGAUUGCAGAAAAUGAGGAACACAUGUAUGAUCUAAUAGGAAUAGUUUCAUGGGGAUUUGGAUGCGCUAGAAAAGGAUAUCCGGGAGUUUACACAAGAGUAACAAAAUACUUAGAUUGGAUCAGAGAUAACACCCAGGAAGGCUGUUACUGCAAAUACUGAGUAUUGAUUUUCAAAUCAAAAUGUGUACACAAAAGAAGACGAAAGAAUUUUUUAUGGAGGAUCAAGAAAUGAUCAAGCGAGAGAUAAGUAAACCUAUCUCACACCUCGCUGUUUACCUACAUUGCUCUCGGUCAGACGAUAAGAAAAAUGCAAUAAACAAUUUUAUUUUAAUUAAAAA
Molecule: messenger RNA, 2222 nt
Organism: Helicoverpa zea (corn earworm)
Lineage: Eukaryota; Metazoa; Arthropoda; Insecta; Lepidoptera; Noctuidae
Product: transmembrane protease serine 9-like
Exons: 14
Coding region: 203-2044 (613 amino acids)
Biological process (GO): proteolysis
Molecular function (GO): serine-type endopeptidase activity
Source: RefSeq, a predicted model, not a curated record